Molecule: messenger RNA, 483 nt
Organism: Anopheles darlingi
Lineage: Eukaryota; Metazoa; Arthropoda; Insecta; Diptera; Culicidae
Exons: 2
Coding region: 29-478 (149 amino acids)
Biological process (GO): intracellular cholesterol transport
Source: RefSeq, a predicted model, not a curated record
ACGAACGGCGGUACCAAACGGAUUAACGAUGAAGUUCCUGCUCUUCAGUGUUCUGCUUCCGACGCUUGCCUACGGAAUUGCCGUACGACCAUGUCCCAACGGUGCACCGAUACCGCAGGAAGUUCGUGUUGCCGGGUGUACCGCGGAGCCAUGCAUCGUGCAGAUAGGUGGAAUGGUCGAUAUGGAUCUGGAUUUCGUAGCAGCGCGCGCUGUGCCUGAAGUGCGCGCGAGUCUCGAAAUCUUUCUCGGUGAUUUCCGUGUACCGUAUGAGCUACCGCAGCACCAACGGAAUGCUUGCCUUUUCUUCGAGGUGGGCAGCUGCCCGGUAACGCAGGGUGAGUUCAUCAACUACCAUCUGAGCACACCGGCAGCGGCACCAUUCGUAGGUAUUACAGUAGACCUACAGCUGCAGCUUUCGGAUACUGCUGGUACACCACUGAUCUGUUACCGAUCGUCGGCUACCAUCGUGGGAGCAUAAGAGCU